Molecule: messenger RNA, 703 nt
Organism: Tilletiopsis washingtonensis
Lineage: Eukaryota; Fungi; Basidiomycota; Exobasidiomycetes; Entylomatales
Exons: 1
Coding region: 206-601 (131 amino acids)
Source: RefSeq, a predicted model, not a curated record
GUCCUGCCGCGGCCCAGGCCGAGCCCGGCGUCGCUCUGGGGCGUCGAGCAGCGCCAGCGAGGAUGAUCCUCUCCUCUGCGCUGCAGCGUCUCAAACGCCGGGGCGGUCACGCGGCUUGGCCGUGCGCUGCAUGAGAGCUUGACCUCACUCGCAGGCUCGCAGCACAGCUCUAUUUCGCGCGCACACGCUACCGCGACGUCAUGGCAUGGUGCGGCGCCAUCGUGCGGCAACCAGCAAGCAUGCUGUGCGGAGGGAGGUCAUGUCUGCGGGAUGCACAGCAUGCAGCGAUGGUGCGCAGGCAGAUGCAGCCGCAGCGAUGGCCUGCAUGCUCGCUCCAAGCACCGCGGCGGAUGGAAGCGCGAGAGGCGGCUUCUGUCUCGAGCGGAGGUGCAAGCUCGGCGCGGGAGCGAGCCGAAAGCCAGCCACCGUUUCGCCGACGGCCGCCAGCGGCAGAACGAGGUGGGUGCAGCUGUCGUGGGAGCAAGACCCAGCUGUGCUCGCCCGAAAGCGCUGCCGCUGGCAUGGCCCGGCGAACCCAGCAGCCACCCCGCACUGCGUCCCGAUGGCAAGCCCGGGCGUACGCCGAGCAGACGCCGGAUAAGCCAGCGGCGAGAGCGUCCACGUGGGACGACGACGCACCACGUCCAGCGCCUUCCCUCUGCACCUCACGCACACCCCUGUCAAGCUCGUCAGUCACGUAUGA